GCUUGAGCUCCAGCAAGACCACCAACCAGAAUGGCCAUUUCCGCAGAGCCCCAGGCGGGCCAGCACUCAACCUCUCGCUGGCUCUCGACUGCCGAAGUUGGGAACUGCAUUCGCAGCGCCGGACCCAUCUUCCAGGUUUUGCCCCCUGGCCAUCAAGCUCGCACGGACAUAAUUUCAUUCAGGUUGCAGCCCCCUACUACCGCCGGCGAGAAAAGCAGUGCGCCUUUUGGCCUGAAAGUCUACAAUGAGUGGCUGAAAGGAGACCACGCCCUUCUCGGCUUGAGCUUCUCCCAGUCAACCGCAUCCUUUGAGCUUGAUGUGGGCCCCUCCAGCCACCUCCGCGACGAGAUCGAGCUGAGAAACACGCUCGCCUCUCUCUCCGCCUUAGCACUUGAGGCAGCCGUUGAACAGCACUUGACCGAAGGUGGCGACGAGCGCCUCAGUCUGUCGUCUGGUGGAAACCUGUAUCACUGCCCUCCUCGUCCGGUCCCUGGUGCCAUCAUCCGCGGGACGUGCACUUGCUCGCCCCCAUCUCGGCAUGCUCUCGACGCAGCCUGCGCAAGACUCAAAAACAUCUGGGAUGGCAUCGAGGACUUUGGCGAGGCUUUUGAUGAUGUCCGGCAUCGCAUCUCGGCAGCCCUUGGGCUCCAGAUUCAGCACCACAUCGUGCUCCACCCUUCCGGCACUGAUGCCGAGUACACGCCGCUCGUGAUUGGGACGAGCAGCGCCAAGGCUCUUGGCUGCUCCGGCGUCGUGAACGUCGUCGUCGGGGUGGGAGAGGUCGGCUCCAACACGCCAAAGGCGGCGGGCGGGAGGCACUUUAGCAAGUUCAUGCCGAACGGUGGUGCCGAUAGCUCCAAGGCCCUGGUUGACGAUUUUCCUGAAGGGACCAAGGUCUUGGAGCUCAAAGCGCGACUCGCCGACGGAGAGGCGGUGCCCGACUUUGAGCAGCAGGUCAUGAACGCGAUAGAAGACAUCUCAGCCUGCUCGGAGAAGCCCUUCUUCAUCGUCCACGCCGUCGACGGGUCCAAGCUGGGCGCUCGUGUUACGAAUCACAAGCUCGUCACUGACAUCCAGGCCAAAUUGGGGAAGCGAGUGCUCAUCGUUCUUGACGCCUGUCAGGGCAGGACCGAGAGCGAAGAGCUCGACUGGUAUCUGUCGCAUGGCGCCGUCGUGCUCAUGACCGCAAGUAAGUUCUACGGCGCCCCUGGGUUCUGUGGAAUGGCGGUGGUGCCGGACUCGGCGGCUUCGUUGCUGAAGAAAGGCGCUUCCAUCCCGCCAGGCCUCAGUGAUUAUCUUACCAAGUACCACGUUCCAUCGAGCUUAGAAGCACUUCACGAGGCACUACCUGCCCAGCCAAUCAACGUUGGUCUCCUGCUUCGUUGGACCUGCGGCGUUGUGGAGAUGGAAAGGAUGGCACACGCGGGACCCAGCGGUAGGGAAGGGAUCCGACGUUGGGUCUAUGCGGUAAAGGAUUUGAUCAGACGGGAACAUCCAAAUCUGGAGCUGAUGUCUGAGAGCUCAUGCGCCAUCAGCCAGGCAUCCCAGCUCGGUGGCGUGAACUCCAUCAUCUCCUUCAAGCUGCUGGCCGGGGAGAACAGGACCGCGCUGGGGACUGCGGUCCUAAAACAAAUCCAUCGAUAUUUGGUCAAGGAUGUUUCCGGCUUGCUACCAAACUCGGCGGACGAGGACGAGAGGAGGGCCGCGGCCGCUAUUUGCUUUAUAGGUCAGCCGGUGGAUGUCGGAGACUUUGCCGUCCUCCGGCUCGCGAUUGGGGCGGCGUUGGCGGCUGCACUAGGAGGCAAUCCCCGGGGCUUGGAGAUGGCAUUGAAGGAAGAUAAAAGGGUGUUGGAUAAGAUUGAGGUACCGCUUAAGUACUAUGAGGUCAUGUAAACAAGUUGUUUGACGUCAGAUGAGGUAGGCGUACAGCUCUAUCUGGGGGAGGUGUAUAGCUGUCACUAACUCGACAAAUAAAGGACGCCGUAGCAGUUGAGUGGUGGGGAAGGAGAUUUCAGUCUUUUCUCAAUGCGUAGUCGAAGGCUUAUAUCUUUUGCAAGUGGAAUCUAGGGUUACUUUUGAAGGCUCGCCCUUAUUUUGGUGGGAAGCUGUAGACCUAGUUGUAGCGGUGAUCGCGCUUAGGUCCGUGAUAGUAAUCUAUGACGGAGAA
Lasiosphaeria miniovina is the source of this 2167-nucleotide messenger RNA. RefSeq lists its product as uncharacterized. NCBI's taxonomy places the organism in Eukaryota, Fungi, Ascomycota, Sordariomycetes, Sordariales, Lasiosphaeriaceae. The record is from RefSeq and is a predicted model, not a curated record. The transcript has a single exon. Bases 31 to 1893 code for a protein of 620 amino acids.